Molecule: messenger RNA, 867 nt
Organism: Neurospora crassa OR74A
Lineage: Eukaryota; Fungi; Ascomycota; Sordariomycetes; Sordariales; Sordariaceae
Exons: 4
Coding region: 195-572 (125 amino acids)
Source: RefSeq, a predicted model, not a curated record
GCGACGACAUACCUUAAGACACACCUCUCUUCUUUCCCCUUCCCUCCCCUCCUCUCCUCUCCUCUCCUCUUCCUUAUCUGGCCCUUUGGUGAGAAGAGCUUUAGUCCACCGUAUCUUCGCGAAGAGCAUUUUUGCUUCAUUUUCGCUGCUGUUGUAUUAUUGUACUUUUCCAAAUAUACUUUAAUCACGACAACAUGGCUCGCGAAGGUACUCGGUCGCAAACCGGCAACUCCAAGCCGCGCGUCUUCCCCGUCGUCGACACCGCGCCGGCGGUCAAGCGGACUACCAAGCCCAAGCCCGCAGCUUCUGAGGAGCCCAAGGUUGCGCCCGCGAAGGGCGCCAAGCCUACGGGCGUAACCAAGAAGGCGGCCCCGAAGAAGGAGAGCACCGUUGCGAAGAAGGUCAAGGCUGUGGCGGAAAAGGUCGAGAAGAAGGCUGGAAAGACGGCCGACAAGGCGGAGAAGAAGGCCGACAAGGCGGCCGCGGAGCCAAAGGAGCCAAAGCCUAAGGCUGCGCCCAAGAAGAAGGCUGCCGCUGCCCCCGUCGCUGCUCCUGUUGCUGCCGCCGAGUAAGCUGGAUCACCAUCCAAACCGUCUCCGCCCGUUCUUCGCCGAAAGACAGAAGGCGGGAGGAGCUUGGCCCACGUUUGUCGUCACUCGUCAUGCAUUUUUUUGUUUGGAUAUCUCUGCCGGUUGAUGUUCGGAGUUUGUGAAUCGUGCAAUCCGGAUAUUGGGUUAUUCUGUCUUUUGUUUGGUCUGUCUGUUGGUGUCUCCUGUGUGUACCUGAUGAAAUCGCAAAUAGCGAAUGUGUUACCGAACUCUGGUGGACCACCGGCCAUAUUCCGUUUGACUGACUAUGACAUGUGGG